UAGCUCGCUGGGCUACCUGCAGCACACACGCACGCACACAGCUGCUAAAGUUCCCUCACAUCCAGGGCCGUUGCUGCUGUUUUUGGAUUUGCGGGGGCCAUUUUGGGGAAGAGGCUAGCUUCGGGUCGGGGAUGCGGUCCAGGACAGAGACAUCCUGGCUAACCGAACCCUCUCUGGUUCCGUCGGGUUUUUCCGGGGGGGCUCCGGCUGAUGCAUUCCUCCUCCCCGUCGUCCCCCUCCUCCCCUCCGCAUCUGCCCUCCCCACCCCGCCUGCUAAUUUUUUAUGCAUUUUUCUAAACUGUCAUGGCGAUUUUGUGUCCUUGGAAAUAAAAAGCGGCGGCGUUUUUUCGGGCUCACCGGGGGGAUGUCUCGCCGCUGAGAGCGUCGGUCCGGUGCGGGAGCAGAUGCAGUUAAGGCGUAGAAGAUGAAAAUACACAAGAAGGACAAGCAACAGAUGUUCAGUGGCCUUCUGAAACACUUGCCAUCCUCGGCCUCCUCUGUAGCAGCCUCCUCCUCGGCCAGCGAGCAGAACAGCGGCACACAGACGACACAUCCCACCAUCCCCCGGGGACACCUGGUUGUGGGCACGAAGGACCAACUCCGCCUCCUCGCCCCUGUGAGCAGCACAACCAUGUCCAAUCACUGCGCUAAGUCCGCGGCGGGAGCUCCACGACUUCCCUCCUCACUGAGCGAGGAGGACGACGGAGGAGGCGGAGGCAGGGUGAGGAAGAAACGCAAGAAAAAGGACAAGCGGGGACAAGGACAGUGCGAGGAAAGGGUUAUACCAAAGAAGCGAAAGCAGGAAAGGGAGGCCACGCUGGUUACACUGAGCAAGAGCAACAUUCCCAAAGGGCGAAGGGAGUGCAGGACCAAGGGCAGGGGGCGCACUGCAGACGGUCCGACGGAGCUCAAGCAUGUUGCCAGGCGGAAAGCUUUGUGUGGUCAUGCCACCGCAGGCCCAGCCGUGGUGCCUGUCAAGGUGCCUGGAAAACGAGGAAGAAAACCCAAGAUCAAAAUCCUUCCUCCUCUUCCUGAUAAUCAAGCAUCCCCCCUAAAAAUACAAGGCCCGCCCCACGCUAACCUAGGUCACGGAAAUAACCACAGCCAGGCCAACAUCAAGACCACAGUCCAGUCAGCCCCCAAACAGAGGGGCCGCAAACCAAGAGAUCCUGGAGCCGUGCCGGUGGAGAGGAAGAAAAAGGCCAAGAGAAGAACACAGGCGGUAGUGAUCCCAGAGGAUGCAGAGAGUGACGACACCACCUCAUUGUCAGCCGUCAACACGGGCGGCGAGGAUAGCCAGGACCCCCUGGACAGCGCGAAACGGCGUUCCGGUCGUCAGGUCAAGCGUAGGAAGUACAAUGAGGAUUUGGAUUUCAAAGUGGUGGACGACGACGGGGAGACGAUCGCAGUUCUGGGAACUGGUCGUAUCGCUGCACUCAAUGCUACUGCGCUGGCGUGGCAAGCAGAGGAGCCGCCUGAGGACGAAGCCAACAUUAUUGAGAAAAUCCUUUCCGUGCGAGCUGUCAAGAAGGAGACGUCGCCAUCCGAGGACCAAGCAGAGGAGAUGGAAGAGUUUUAUGUAAAGUACAGAAACUUCUCAUACAUGCACUGCAAAUGGGCCACGCUAGGGGAGCUGGAAAAAGAUCCAAGAAUCCAUCAGAAGAUAAAACGCUUCAGGACCAAACGAGCACAGAUGAAACACCUGUUUACUGAGCCUGAUGAGGAUUUAUUCAAUCCGGACUACAUAGAGGUGGACAGGGUGCUGGAGGUGGCUGUUACCAUGGACACAGAGACUGGAGAGGAGGUGACCCACUACUUGGUGAAGUGGUGCAGCCUCUCGUACGAGGAGGCCACCUGGGAGCUACAGGAGGACUUGGACCCUGAGAAGAUCAAAGAGUUUGAGGAGAUCCAGAAAGUACCAGCAGACUUGCGACAUGUGGAGCGUCCUCCCCCUGAGAAGUGGCUGAAGUUGGAGCGCUCCCGAGAUUACCGCAAUGGAAACCAGCUGAGAGAGUAUCAGUUGGAGGGGAUGAACUGGUUGCUGUUCAACUGGUACAACAGGAAAAACUGCAUCUUGGCGGAUGAAAUGGGUCUGGGGAAGACCAUCCAGUCCAUCACCUUCCUGUACGAGAUUUUCAGCAUGGGGAUCCGCGGCCCCUUCCUCAUCAUUGCCCCCCUGUCCACCAUCACCAACUGGGAGCGUGAGUUUCGCACAUGGACGCACAUGAACGUCAUCGUGUACCACGGCUCGCAGAUCAGCCGACAGAUGAUCCUGCAGUACGAAAUGUUUUACAGAGACCCACAUGGUAACACCGUGCCAAGCGUCCUCAAGUUUCACGGGCUGAUCACCACUUUCGAGAUGGUCAUGGCUGACUGUCCCGAACUGAAAAAGCUUCAGUGGCGCUGCGUGGUGAUCGAUGAGGCCCACCGACUGAAAAACAGGAACUGCAAGCUCCUGGAAGGACUCAAACUCAUGAACCUGGAGUACAAGGUUCUGCUUACAGGAACACCUCUGCAGAACUCAGUGGAGGAGUUGUUCAGUUUGUUGAACUUCCUGGAGCCGCUGCAGUUCCCGUCUGAGAGCUUGUUUCUGGAGGAGUUUGGAGACCUCAAAACGGAUGAGCAGGUCAAGAAGCUUCAGGCCAUCUUGAAGCCCAUGAUGUUGAGGAGACUGAAGGAUGAUGUGGAAAAGAACCUUGCUCCAAAGGAAGAGACUAUCAUUGAGGUAGAGCUGACCAACAUUCAGAAGAAAUACUAUCGCGCCAUCUUAGAGAAGAACUUCUCCUUCCUGUCCAAAGGAGCAAACCAGCACAACAUGCCAAACCUCAUUAACACCAUGAUGGAGCUCCGCAAAUGCUGCAACCACCCAUAUCUCAUAACUGGAGCAGAGGAGAAGAUUCUGGACAGCUUCAGGAAGAGUCACAGUCCAGAUGUGCCUGACGUUCAGCUGCAGGCGAUGAUUCAGGCAGCUGGCAAACUGGUGCUGAUUGACAAGCUGCUACCCAAACUGCUGAGCGGUGGCCAUAAGGUCCUGGUCUUCUCCCAGAUGGUGCGCUGCCUUGACAUCCUGGAGGACUACCUCAUCCAAAGGCGAUACACGUAUGAGCGCAUCGACGGCCGCGUGCGAGGGAACCUGCGACAGGCUGCCAUCGAUCGGUUCUGUAAACCAGAUUCAGACCGCUUUGUUUUCCUGCUGUGCACCAGAGCGGGAGGGUUGGGGAUCAACCUGACAGCGGCAGACACGUGCAUUAUCUUUGACUCGGACUGGAACCCCCAGAACGACCUGCAGGCUCAGGCGCGCUGCCAUCGCAUCGGCCAAAGCAAAGCGGUCAAAGUCUACCGACUGAUCACGAGGAAUUCCUACGAGAGAGAGAUGUUUGACAAGGCCAGUUUGAAGCUGGGACUGGACAAAGCCGUCCUCCAGGACAUCAAUCGCAAAGGGAACCUCAACGGGGUGCAGCAGCUGUCCAAGCUGGAGGUGGAAGAUUUGUUGAAAAAGGGGGCGUACGGCGCGCUGAUGGAUGAAGAAGACGAGGGCUCCAAGUUUUGCGAGGAGGACAUCGAUCAGAUCCUUCAGAGAAGAACCCAGACCAUCACCAUACAGUCUGAAGGGAAAGGAUCAACGUUUGCAAAGGCCAGCUUCAUCUCUUCCGGCAACAGGACCGACAUUUCUCUGGACGACCCCAACUUCUGGCAGAAAUGGGCCAAGAUUGCAGAAGUAGAAAUUGACUCUAGAUCAGAGAAGGAGUCACUGGUGAUCGACACCCCUCGUGUGAGGAAGCAGACGCGCCACUACAACUCUUUUGAAGACGACGAGCUGAUGGAGUUCUCUGAACUGGACAGUGACUCGGAGGAGAAGCCAUGUCGAACACGUCGCUUGGGAGAGCGCAGUCGUCGCUACCUUCGUGCUGAGUGUUUCCGGGUGGAAAAGAACCUGCUCAUCUUUGGGUGGGGCAGGUGGAAGGACAUCCUAAACCACGGUCGCUUUAAGUGGCACUUGGCAGAGAGAGACAUGGAAGCCAUUUGCAGGGCUCUGCUGGUCUACUGUCUGAAACACUACAAAGGUGACGACAAGAUCAAAAGCUUUAUCUGGGAUCUGAUCUCACCCAGCAAGGACGGACAAGACCAGGAGCUCCUCAACCACUCAGGUUUAUCAGUGCCAGUUCCUCGUGGUCGUAAGGGGACCAAAGUGAAGAUUGGGUUGAACGAUCCAGAGUUGAAGAACGCCGACUGGCUAGCCCACUGUAACCCGGAGGUGGUGCUGCAGGACGACAGCUACAAAAAACAUCUGAAGCAACACUGCAACAAGGUGCUGCUGAGGGUGAGGAUGUUGUACUACCUGAAGGUGGAGGUUCUGGGUGAGGCGGCCAACCAGGCUGUGGAGGGCGUGGCUGCCAGUAAAUUGGACGUGUCACUGCCGGACAUCGACUACAUCGAGAUUCCAGCUUCGUGGUGGGACGUCGAAGCAGAUAAGUCUCUUCUUAUCGGGGUCCAUAAACACGGCUACGAGCGAUACCACGCCAUGCGAGCCGAUCCGGACUUGUGCUUCCUGGAGAGAGUCGGGAUGCCUGAUGUCACGGCGCUGUCUGUUGAGAUGGGGGGAGGGGAGGCGUCUUCCGACAUCACUGACAGCAGCACGGUCAAAGCAGAAGACGCCAGUGAGAGCAGAGGGAACAAAGCUGACGGCGGAGAUGUUUGCGACGAGAGCAGCAAGGGAGAAGAGACCAGCUUUAGUACGGAUGCCUCUGACAAGCCGGACAGCACUUUUCCCGCUGACCUGUGCGCCCAGGACGCCACUUUGGUCACAACAACGGCAGGGACGGGAACAGGGACCGGAGUGGCAGCCCUCCACGUGGUCCACGCCCGACCCCUGUGGCCCACGGGCCCCGCGUUGACGGCCCGUCUACGACGUCUAAUCACCGCCUACCAGCGCUUCACGCUGCGCCGUGAGCCCCUGCUGAGGCCAGACUUCCUACUUCACGACGGCAUGGUGGGCAUGGGGGUGGCCGCUCACGGACCCCACACUGAGGGGCCGCUAGCCUGGCAUCUGGGAGAGGAGCUGAGGCGGUGCUCUGUGGCUGCCGCAGAGCAGGAUGCUGUUUUUCUGGAGUGGCAGAGAAGGUGGACUCGUCGAGAGCAAAUGGACUUCUACCGCACGGUGUCGUCGUUUGGUGUGGUGUAUGACCCCGAGAGGAAAGUCUUUGACUGGUCCCAUUUUAGAGUUCUGGCCCGACUGGAAAGGAAGACGGACGAGAGUUUAGAGAGAUACUUCAACUCCUUUGUCAACAUGUGCAGGACAGCAUGCAAGCUGCCCCCCAGGAAAGAAGAAGGUUUGGUGGAUCCCACAGUGCUGGUGGAGCCGCUGACAGAAGAGAGAGCAGCUCGAACUUUAUACCGCAUUGAGUUGCUUCGCAAGAUCCGAGAGCAGGUUCUCCGCCACCCGUUACUCUCGGCCCGUCUCCAGCUGUGCCGCCCUUCCCUCUACCUUCCGGUUUGGUGGGAAUCUGGCAAACACGACCGGGAUCUCCUCAUAGGCGCAGCCCGCCACGGCUUGAGCCGCACAGACUUCUACAUCCUCAAUGAACCCCAGCUGAGCUUUCUAGAGGCACACAGGAACUACGUGAGAGGGCGCUCUUCCCAUCUUGUCCCUCAAAGUCAUCACCAUCAUCCCGCCAUCUCGUCCUCGCAGCAGCUGCCCGCCCCUCACUAUUGCCUCUACGAUUCCACACUCGGUCGCCACUCCCCUCAGCCUCCGGAAUAUCCACAUCAGCAUCACCCUGCGCCUCCGUCAGCUCCCUCAUCCACCUCCUCCUCCUCUUCAGCUCACCUCCAUCCUCCUCCACCGCCAUUGGACACCCACGAGGCGGCCUCGCCAGGCCUGGGAAUAGUUUCGGGUUCUCGCGGAGAUUUCCUAGACUGUCCUCCUUUGGAUGAGAGCCUGGAUCUUGGCUCGCUGCAGCAUGACACCAUGGCAGCAGAUGCUCUGCAUGGAGGGAAAGCUUCCAAAGACGCCCUCAACGGUUUCCCUUUCAACUCGGCCACAGGGGGUCAAAGCAUGCUCAACUCCUAUGGAGUGGGAGGAGCGGACCUUCACUCCAAAUUGAGGAGUGACGUGCUGGUUGGUGAGCAAGGCUCAUCCGAAGAAACGGGGCUGUUGGCACCGUCAGUGGAGCUGGGCCAGUUGCAGGCUCCCUGGGAUGGGACGGAUCACUCCAGUCCAGCUCACCAUAUGUUCAACGAAUCCGACCCCAUCCUCGGUCCGUCCGCCCUGGAGACAGGCUUCCUGGAGGAGGAGGACGAGGAGGCUCCCAGGGCAGAAGAGGGAGGGGACAGUGGUGGAACACUUGAAGAUUGUCUGGGCCUCCCUCCCUCAUCCUCACCCUCUCACCCCUCAGCUGCAGACUCUGUGGAAUCUUCCAGCUACAUGCUCUUCAAGGACAUCGGCGUGAGUGAAGAACCUGGAGUGGAUCAGAACGAUCUGACGGCAAGCCCGCUGCCAGCCUAUAUCCCUCCUACCCCGCUCUCUCUACCUGACAUCAGUGAUCAUGAGCCUGAGGGCGAGCUUUCUGUGGAGGAGGGGGACGGUCAAGAGGGAGGAGUUGGCUUCAAACUUGACACCAAGAAAGAAAAACACGUCCGGGAAAAAGAACAAAUUCUAGAAGAGGAGGAAUCAGAUCAAGGUGUGGAACAAAGUUUGGGAUCUAUGCGUCUACCUACUGUUUUGCCAAACAUGGACAUGGCUGACCCAGAACCUGCUUUGAGAGAACAGGAGGAUGCGAUCCAAGUGUGUCAAAACCUCCAGCAGAACUUUGAGCGGGGCGACAAUAAAGAGGGCAACGUUCUCCCUUAUCUUGGAAAGCUGGAGCAAGAAGGGCGUCUCAUGUGUCCUAUUGAGGAGGUGGACACAUUAAUGUUGUAUCAGACCGCUGAAGAGGAGGAGACCAUAGCAAACUCUAUCGACUCUGAAGCAUUGAUGGCGGACGAACCUGGAGAGUUCCUCCAAGAUGAAGGGAUGGCAGAAGGCUCCAGAGACAAUGGUCCGCUGGUGAACAGAGAUCCUGCAGAUCAAGUGGACAAGAUCUCCCGGGGUCACAUGGAUCAGUAUUCCUUGAUUGAUGGUGCUGGAGUCAAGGUGGAAGAGGUUCAGAAUUGUAACAAUGAAUAUCAGAACUUAUCUGAGGACUGCAGACAGAAUAACAAAUUGGACCAAAUUGACAAUGAUGCUCGUCUGCCUGCCGCUAACCAAUGCUCCACUCAGUCAGAAAGCCACAACGCGGUGAAAGACCAGCAGCUCUCAGUCAAACUGGAGGAGACCAAGACAGAAGAUGAAGGUAUUUUCCCUCAAAUGAGUUUGGUUAAGCCUGAAGAUGUUGAAAUUAAAGCUGAGAGGUUAGACCCACCCCUCAAAGCAGAAACACUGGAGUCCUUUCCCAUCAAGACAGAGAGCUCCGCCAUUAAACAGGAAGCUCUUUGGCUGACGACCGACACAAAGCUGGACAUCUGCGAGGUCAAACCUGAGGACAAGUCAGAGCCGUUGGAGUUCAGCGCCCCACCCAAUGGCAAAGCUGAGACCGGGCAGGAAGUUUUAGAGGCCGACAGCACGGUACCGACGUCGAAGCUGGAGCAGGUCGACGAGCUGGUAGAAGCAUCCGAGACGCUAGAGGUGAAAGGCCAGGUGAAAGAGGAGAGGUCCAACUCACCAGUGCCGGGGGUGGAAGACUUUGCAGGAAGUCCCAGGUUCACUGCUCCUUUUUCUACAUGUGAGCUCCCUGACAGCCUCAAUGACAUCAGGGAGCCCACCAUCGCCCAGCUCUUACAGGAGAAAGCUCUUUACUCGUACUCCGAUUGGCCUAAGGACCGUGUGAUCAUCAACCGCCUAGACAGCAUCUGCCACGCCAUCCUGAAGGGCAAGUGGCCUUCCUCCAGUGACCAGUACGACUCUCCGGCCUCUUUGGCCGCCAGCAACUUAGCCCAGCAACACUUGCAGCGCUCAGGCUUCCUGACCAACGUGCCGGGCCAGGCCAGGAUACAGCAGGCCAACCCAGGACUGGCCUUUUCCAUCUCCCCUACUCUGAUGAGACUCCCCAAGUACGUGCCGCGGGGCGGCGGGCGCGGAGCUUGGCGCCUCACCUCCCUCCCUCUCUUGCAGGAGAGACUCGUGGCCCCUCCCUACCUUCCGGAGAUCAAACGAUCCGGAGGUCGGAGGUCAUUUGACUAUGAAGCGGUGGCGGCCGCCGCUAAGGUCUUAGCUGGCAAGACAGCAUCGAGCGGUGUCUCUUCUUCAGGCGGUGGCGACUCUCACCGCGACAUGUUAAUUAAUGGUUGGCAGGAAGCCGCCAUUGACCUCAGCAAGUCGCCGGGAGACGUGAGCGCCGGGUCUGCUGAAGGUGCAGCUGUGCCUGGAAUGGGCCAGCGCGGCGCUCACAAGCUGCCCCCGCCGCCUCCCAUCACAGCCCCCCUAGCGGGCCAAGCGGGAAUCGACAUGGCGGGAAUCCUGCAGGCCGGACUCAUCCAUCCUGUGACGGGACAAAUAGUCAACGGCAGCCUGAGGGGAGACGACUCCCUGAGGAGGAGGAGGGGCAGGAGAAGAAAUGUGGAGGCGCUUUAUUCCGAGUUCACCAAGGCCAGGCUGCAUUUACCAGACACCACACAGAGUCGUGUGGAGGUGAUCAGCCACUCCUGUGUCUCCUCCUCCACCUCGUCACCCUCCCCCUCGUCCUCAGAGCGCCCUGCCGCCCCUCUUACGCCGUCCUCCUCAUCUACGCCCACGCCCACGCAGACGCCCCCCCAGCCAGAUACGGCGACCAUGGAGCGAGAGGCAUCCGGCAAAGGUUUGAUGGAGUGGCUGAGACAGAAACCAGGAUACAGUUUGGAACUGCCUUUUACUCACGUGGGAGCAGGGGUCUUACACGGUCUGGUGGAGCGUCCCAAGCAGAGGAGGCAUCGCUGCAAAGACCCCACCAAGCUAGACGUCAACACCUUAACAGGGGAUGAGCGCGUUCCCGUGGUGCACCGCGGCACUGGACGCAGGCUGGGGGGCGCCAUGGCGCCAGCCAUCAAAGAGCUGUCCAGGUGGUUGGAUGCUAACUCGGAAUACUUUGUGGCUCCCGACUGGUCUGAUGUCGUCAAACAUUCUGGCUUCCUUCCAGAGGGAAAGUUCUCCCGGAUCUUGACAGAACCAGUCAGCAGGGACACCGCCUCCCGGCGACGUGGACGCCGCCCUCGCAGCGAGAUGCCCAAACCCCUCCUGGCUGAUUCCUCGCCCUCCGGCCUCGGGCCCCAGCUCUUCAUGAAUGGCGGGUUAAUCGGCAGCAUGGACUCAAUGGUGGCCAUGCAGAACCUCCGCGGGAGUAUUCCUGGAAUCCCAAUCUCUGGAAUCAUGGCGGCUGGGUUCCCUCACGUUUUCCCUACGGCGGUUUCAGCCGGAGGUGGUGGAACAUCGGCGGAGGACGCCAAGAACGGCUUGAGUAUGUUGCCCAUGAUGCUGCACGGCAUCCCACCCCCCCACGGGGCCUUGUUUGGUGUGGGCGCCAUGAUGACGCACACGCCCCCUGCCCUCCACGCCAGCCACUCGCCCUCCUCCUCUUCCUCCUCUUCGCUGUUAGCCACAAAGGUAACCUCCACGAUUGCGCCUGUCACGUCAGAGGCGGGCGGCCUCACGUCCACUACGCCGUCGGAGGGCAGUGAGAAGAAGUGUCGCCGUGACGACAAAGCCGGGGAAGCCGAGACGGCGGCCGCUGUCGUCACCUCCACCAGCAGGGGGCAUCCCAGCGGCCAUCUUAGCUUCAACCCCUUCCUAAUCCCUGGCAUGUCUCACGGCCUCCUGUACCCCCACAUGUUCCUGCCCCACGGAGGCAUUGUGGCGCUUCCCGCCAUGCCUCCCGGCGCCACGGACACCUCCCCGGGAAGUCCCAAGAGGAGGCGCAAGAGAGACCGGGAGGAAGCGGUGCACCAGGAGGAGGAAGUGGAGGCGGUGGAAGAGCAGCCGACCAACCAGAGUGAAAGUACAAUCAAAGAGGAGGACCCUCCCCUCCCUGAGAACGGAGGGGCGGGGCCUACUGAGCCCCUUCAAGCAGACUGCCAUCAGCAUGCUGAGGAAGAAUAGGAAACAAGAAAGAGUGUACAGUUUGUCGUGUCCUUCAGUCCUUUUAUUAUGAUUAUUAUUAUUGAUAACGUCCUCACAUUUAUACACUAAGACCCCACCCACCAUCUCCCAUUACAAGAAGACUGACGGUCAAACAGGAGAGCUCUUUGUCUUUUUUUUUUUUUUGUGUGUGUGUGCAAUGCUCCAAAUUCCUCACAUGCAGUGCCCUCUGGCGGCCGUUGACUGAAAUCCAUUUUCUGGUCACAUGGCCAUGUGACACCACCUGCAGGAAACGUCAAACAACAAAAAAAAGCUGAUAACAAUCCUAACCUUUGCUCUAUUUUAGGCCUCUUCAUUUGUAGUUCUUAAUAAAAAGACACAACGUCACUUUGAGAAAGGCAAAGAACUGAGUGCGGCGUGCAGGGGGCAACGUUUUAAUUUGACAUGAUGCAGCAAACAUGGACAAUUAACUGUUGCAUUACCUCAUGUGUGUUCAGAAGGAACACUACCAGAGUGUGUCCCCUCCUUUGUGUCAACAGUCUACAUGUAGUGCUGUAUAUUGCUUUUUUACUUCAUUGGAUUCCUUUUUCAUUGGAUGAGGAAACUUGAUAUGUGUGUUCGUCAUAACAGGAAGUACUGUAAAAAAAAAUUUGCUGGUAAGCAAAACAGGGUCACUUUGUUUUUGGGUUUGUUUUCGUACAUGAAAACGUUUUUGCACAGCGUCUUUUUUUUGAAUGUCAACCACUCUGUGUUUGUAUGUGUGCGCGUGUAUAUGUGUCGUCCUUACAGGUCACUUUUUUCUUAGCUGUUGCCUUGUCACACUUUGUGGCUCCAUAUAAUUUAUUAUUGUUGGACUUUUCUUUUGCUUUGCCAAGCUUUUACCAAAUAUGUUUGUGUCAUAACGUAUUAAUCAGUCCAAAGCCUUAUUUGACUUUUGGUGUGUUUAGUUGUCAUUGGUCAAAGCACAAAGUGAAUCUUCUCAGUGCCUCGUAAAGCGGCUGAAUCUUGUCAGGCUGAAAUGACCAUCAUCCCCGUUCAACUAAAUAUAGUCUCCAGAAAGAGGCAAAAUAGCUCCUAGAAAUUUUGGAAUGAGUCGGCCCUGAGGACAGAUGUGACUUUAUCAACAGCGACCCUUGUUGUGCUCUGCCUAACAAUCAACAUUUGUGCUUUUAGAAGACUCUGUCUGAACUUGUUGAGCUUACCAUUGCUGCCAGUAGAAAGGAGCAACUUUAGUGCAUCAGAAACAUGGCUGACAACCAUAUUAGUAUUUUGUCUUCUGCAUCACUAGAUAGAAAGUGUUUGGGAAACGAGGUAGAAGGUGGUGUGCGUGUCCUGUGAUUUACGCAGAAGAGUAAAAGUACUUACAGAACAACCACUUGUUGAAGAGUAAUAGUUUCAUAAUUCUGAUAAAACUGCUUCAAAAUGGUUGACUAGCUCCCCCCAAUUCCUCAGAAGAUGUUGAUUGGCCGACAAUAGUGUCAGCUUGAGGUUUGAGGAGAUUUGUGACAAAAUAUCACUUAGUGUUAUGAUUUUCUCUUCUCGCAAAAGGAAAACUUUGUGCUUUGUGUCUGGCAAGAUAUGGUAUGACAUCACAACAUGGUGACGUCACAACAUGGUGACAUUAAUGUAGUGGCAUUGUGACGUUGUGAUGUCAGAAUGACACGGCAUAGUGACAUCGCCAUGGUAACAUACGGUUGGUGACAUCAUAGUGUGGUGACAUCCGAUUGGUGACAUAGUGUGGUCACAUCAGCAUGGUGACAGCUUGGUGACAUCAUAGUGUGGUGACAUCAGCAUGGUAACAUCAGGAUGUUGACAUAGUGUUGUAACAUCUUAGUGGGGUGACAUCAUAGCACGAUGACAUAGUAAGGCAAUAAAGAUCUUUUUAUUUUUUAUCUUCUUGUUUCCUGGCAACCAAUCAACAUAUUGCUGUGUGUCUAGUUCUGCCUCUUUGGCGACCCUACCACUGCACUUGGAACCCGAACAGCAGGUUGCCAAAAAAAUGCUAGAUCUGUCCGGCAAGAAAAUGUAGCAACAAAGUGGAGAAGAGCAAAGUUGUCGCUGACAGUCUCGUGCAGGGGUCCCCAGACUACAGAUCCGACCCGCCAGUGUCCACAAUUGGGGCUGCGAGACGUCCCAAGUUUAAAAAAAAAAGUCCUGUCCAGCCGCUCAGGCAAAUCAUAUUGUUGAUGUAGAGACCCAUAUCUGCUGUACAGAUUUACUUUUUAAAAGGGAAGUGUGGGAUAUUUUUGUUUGGAUAUACUGUGUGUGUGUGUGUGUGUGUGUGUGUGUGUGUGUGUGUGUGUGUGUGUGUGUGUGUGUGUGUGUGUGUGUGUGUGUAUAUAUAUAUAUAUAUAUAUAAAUAUAU
This is a messenger RNA of Entelurus aequoreus (snake pipefish), 12449 nucleotides long. It is a transcript of the gene chd6, whose product is annotated as chromodomain helicase DNA binding protein 6. Lineage: Eukaryota; Metazoa; Chordata; Actinopteri; Syngnathiformes; Syngnathidae. The record is from RefSeq and is a predicted model, not a curated record. Bases 425 to 10105 code for a protein of 3226 amino acids. The transcript is spliced from 45 exons. Gene Ontology annotation, molecular function: ATP binding; ATP-dependent chromatin remodeler activity; protein binding.